AUGCAACUUGAUGAAGACGAUAUGAUCACAAAUAUCUUUUGGGCAGAUGAUCGGUCUAUAAGUGAUUACAAUCUUUUUGGAGAUGUUGUUUGCUUUGACACAACUUAUAAGACCAAUGAAUAUGAUAGACCAUUUGCUCCAUUUUUAGGGGUCAAUCAUCAUAAGCAAACUGUUGUGUUUGGUGCUGCUUUACUAUAUGAUGAAACCAAAGAGUCAUAUAAGUGGCUUUUUGAGACUUUUCUCGGAGCAAUGUCUGGAAAACAACCAAAAACAAUUCUUACUGAUCAGUCUGCAGCAAUGGCGAAUGCAAUAGAAAAGGUGUUCUCUGAAACAAAGAAUAGGUUAUGUGUUUGGCAUAUUUACCAAAAUGCUGCAAAGAAGUUGAGUCAUGUAUUUCAUGGACCAGGACAAUUUGCCACAGACUUUGGAAAUUGUGUAUAUGACCACGAGGAGGAAGAAGAUUGGUUAUUGGCAUGGAGUAAUAUGCUUGAGAAGCAUAAUUUGACAGAAAAUAAAUGGUUGAAGAAUGUGUUUGAUGUGAGAGAAAAAUGGGCAAUGGUAUAUGGACGUCAUACUUCUACAGCAGAUAUGGUGAGCACAACACGUAGUGAAAGUAUGAAUAAUAUUUUGAAAAGAUACUUGAAGAGCAGCUAUGACUUAUUGUCCUUCUUUGAACACUAUGAGAGAGUGUUGGGUGAUCGACGAUAUAAAGAAUUAACUGCAGAUUUCAAAAUGAUGCAUACCUUGUCAGUAUUAUCUGCUUCCGUAGAGAUGUUGCAACAUGCAGAAGAAAUGUAUACACCUGAAAUUUUUAGCUUGUUUCAGAAGCAAUAUACAGUUAUAGGUGAUUAUGUUGCAAAAAAGGUCAGUAAAUCCGAGAUGGUGUAUGAAUACAAAGUAUCUUAUCGUGGUGGACCAAAAGAGCAUUUGGUUAAUUAUGAUGCUAUAAACCAAGUAGUAGAAUGUAGCUGA
This is a messenger RNA of Camelina sativa (false flax), 972 nucleotides long. The record is from RefSeq and is a predicted model, not a curated record. NCBI's taxonomy places the organism in Eukaryota, Viridiplantae, Streptophyta, Magnoliopsida, Brassicales, Brassicaceae.